Messenger RNA from Camelus dromedarius (Arabian camel), 7449 nucleotides. RefSeq names its product RALBP1 associated Eps domain containing 2 (gene REPS2). Gene Ontology annotation, cellular component: plasma membrane; cytoplasm; presynaptic membrane. The record is from RefSeq and is a predicted model, not a curated record. The transcript is spliced from 18 exons. NCBI's taxonomy places the organism in Eukaryota, Metazoa, Chordata, Mammalia, Artiodactyla, Camelidae. Gene Ontology annotation, biological process: clathrin-dependent synaptic vesicle endocytosis; endosomal transport. Gene Ontology annotation, molecular function: calcium ion binding; molecular adaptor activity; protein binding. Bases 103 to 2046 code for a protein of 647 amino acids.
GGCGGUGGCGGCUAAGGCCGAGGCUGAGCUGGAGAAGGCUGUGGAGAAGGCGGAGGUGCCCCAGGCGGGAACGGUGCCCUGCCGGGCCCCCUUUUAGGCCCCAUGGAGGCGGCGGCGGGUGGGGGCUGCGGCUCCGGACCGCCGCUGCUGCUGAGCGAGGGCGAGCAGCAGUGCUACUCCGAGCUCUUCGCGCGCUGCGCCGGCGCCGCAGGCGGGGGCCCAGGGUCCGGGCCCCCUGAGGCAGCCAGGGCCGCCCCCGGCGCGGCCACCGCAGCCGCGGGCCCCGUGGCAGACCUGUUUCGGGCAUCGCAGCUGCCUGCCGAGACCCUACACCAGAUCACAGAACUGUGCGGUGCCAAGCGGGUUGGUUAUUUUGGUCCAACACAGUUUUACGUUGCCUUGAAAUUAAUCGCUGCAGCACAGUCUGGCCUCCCUGUGAGGAUAGAGAGUAUUAAAUGUGAGUUGCCGCUGCCUCGCUUUAUGAUGUCGAAGACUGAUGCUGAGAUACGAUUUGGGAACCCAGCUGAGCUGCAUGGAACUAAGGUUCAGAUUCCAUAUUUAAUCACAGAAAAAAGUACCUUCAAAAGAAUGGACGAUGAGGAGAAACAGCAGGAAACGCAGUCUCCCGCGAUGUCACCCCUCGCAUCCCCUCCUUCUUCCCCGCCUCAUUACCAGAGGGUGCCCUUGAGCCAUGGCUACAGCAAACUGCGGAGCAGCACGGAACAGAUGCAUCCAGCUCCUUAUGAAGCUAGGCAGUCCCUUGUCCAGCCUGAGGGACCCUCGUCAGGUGGCCCAGGACCCAAACCCCCUCGACAUCAGGCUUCCCUUAUCCGGUCCUUUUCAGUGGAGAGAGAACUGCAGGACCACAGUAAUUACCCGGACGAACCCUGGAGGAUAACAGAAGAGCAGCGCGAGUACUAUGUCAACCAGUUCCGAUCCCUUCAGCCCGACCCGAGUUCCUUCAUUUCAGGUUCUGUGGCCAAGAACUUCUUCACCAAAUCAAAGCUUUCCAUUCCAGAACUCUCCUAUAUAUGGGAACUUAGUGAUGCUGACUGCGAUGGAGCCCUGACCCUGCCUGAGUUUUGUGCUGCGUUUCAUCUCAUUGUGGCCCGGAAGAAUGGCUACCCACUGCCUGAGGGCCUGCCUCCAACUCUGCAGCCGGAGUACCUGCAAGCAGCCUUUCCUAAGCCCAAGUGGGAAUGUACGUUGUUUGAUUCUUAUUCGGAGUCAAUGCCAGCAAACCAACAACCCCGUGACUUGAAUCGGAUGGAGAAGCUGUCUGUUAAAGAUAUGGCUGACUUUCCUGCCCCUACCCAAGAUGUGACCGGUGAUGACAAACAAGCUUUGACAAGUGCUACAGAUGAAGCCUUACCGAAGGACAUUUCUGAGGAUUCAGCCACUCCUAAGGAUUCCAACAGUCUCAAAGCAAGACCAAGAUCCAGAUCUUAUUCUAGCACCUCCAUAGAAGAGGCCAUGAAAAGGGGCGAGGACCCUCCCACCCCGCCACCGCGGCCACAGAAAACCCAUUCCAGAGCCUCCUCCUUGGAUCUGAAUAAAGUCUUCCAGCCCAGUGUGCCAGCUUCUAAGUCAGGAUUGUUACCUCCACCACCUGCACUCCCUCCAAGACCUUGUCCAUCACAGUCUGAACCAGCAUCUGAGGCCGAGUUACACUCACAGCUGAACAGAGCCCCCUCUCAAGCUGCAGAAAGUAGUCCAACAAAGAAGGACAUACCAUACUCUCAGCCCCCAUCAAAGCCCAUCCGCAGGAAAUUCCGACCUGAAAAUCAAGCUACAGAAAGCCAAGAACCUUCUACCACUGUGGGCGGGCCAGCUUCUGUAGCAACUGUGAAACCCCAUCCAGCAGUCCAAAAACAGUCUUCUAAACAGAAGAAGGCUAUUCAAACUGCUAUCCGCAAAAAUAAAGAGGCAAAUGCAGUGCUGGCCCGCUUGAACAGUGAACUCCAACAGCAGCUCAAGGAGGUUCAUCAAGAACGGAUUGCAUUGGAAAACCAAUUGGAACAACUUCGUCCAGUCACUGUGUUGUGACCUCCAAGAUUCAAGUAACAGUGGGUGACCUUUUCUGCCAAGAGCUUUCCUUUGAAUAUUUCAACCCAACUACUUGUCAUAGAUAUCUGAGACUGUGUCAAAACCUGUGAGCGGCGGAAUAUAAUCUGUAUCACCUUUUCUCUUGUACUUCAUGUGUACAUUUUACUCUGAUGGAAAAAAAUACAGCUGAUUAUCACACUUGAAAUUGUAAUUAUCAGUGGAAUUUAUCUCCCAUCCUUAAGUACUUCUUCGAGGUGUUAGAUGUUACUCCUCACCAAAAACCAAUCUUCUAGCAAAUCAAAACAAUUUAGAGCAUUAUUUAUUUAAAGAAUUUAUGAUUUGUACAAAACCUUAUAAUCCAGUACCUUCAGGAUGCGUGUUUUAUUUUUGUAUUUAUGUCAUAUACAGUAGGUUGAUUUCCUGAAUAAUUGCGAUUCUAACUGGAUAGUCUUUGGCAUGAUGUUAAUAAAAACAAAAACUAGAAUAGAACAAAAGCAUCAGAUUAAGACUGGCACUGUGCCCUCCACCACUAUAUGCCAAAAAUUGCUUCUCUAGUGCCAUCUCGAUAUUAUAUCUAGCUAUAAAUAAUACAUGACUAUUGUUUUCUGUUGAAUGGCAAAGACUUAUUCAGCCUUUACACCUCUGUAAAGCAGUAGUUUUGUCCAUGAUCUAUUUAACUUGGCCCAGCUCGGCCGUCAACCCAGAUAACUCAGCCCUUUCAUGUAAAAUUUUGGGCAAGAGCAAUUUGGCCUCACUGCCUUGCCCGAUCAAAUUAAAUAAACAGUUGCCAGAUCUCUACUUUUGUCCUGCAUGGGUUAACAUAUCUGUAAAUGCAUGAAUUUGAAACUACCCAUCAAAUAUGAAAGGCUAAGGCUAAGGAACUGAUAAAUAUUUGUUGUUUGAACCCAGGUAUUCAAACUAGGGAAGAAGGGCAAAUGGUUGUUACCAGCAAUCCAACAAUCUCUGGUAGUUAUUUUUGUCUUUGUUAUUUUAACCUGGAUUGUGAGUGUAUUGGAUAUGAAGAAAUAAUGAAGGAAAGCCGAUCCUCACACUGGGUGUAGGACUAGUUUGUUCUCUGUGAAGGUCCCCUUGGGAAGUGAUCAGUUGAUGUGCAGUCCAGGGAGCCCAGCCGACUGCAGUGUAAGUGAUGUAAAGCAGUCAGCUCAAAUUGCAGAAGCCAGUAUUCGAUAGAAAUUUACAUAGGUGCUGCUUGUCCUGAAAGCCCUGACCCUCACAGUGAUCAGGCCUGCCGGCUUUCACAUCACUUCAAGAGACCGAUGGCAGGAAAUGCUGUCUCUCGUGCAUUUUGCUAAUUUACUCGUUCUUAGGAUCAAGGGGUGGGGUGUGCCUAGGGUCCUCUCUGAAGUGGUUUAGGGUAGUUUUGCAGUAUGUAGGAUUAAGCCUUUGAUUUCAAUAAAGUCAACUGCUUUUUGAAAAAGUAGGCAUUUAUUUAAUGCUUCCUUAUUCCAUUGGCAAGCUUUAUCAAUAGCUUAAUGGCAGGAGAGGCUCAAACAUGAUGUGUUUCUAAAGAAAAACAAGUUGUUGAUUCCGGUCUAAUAAGGGAUUUUGAAUUGCUUUGAUUUUGAAAAUCACAAACCUUGAACUCUUUCUCUAGCCCCUCUUUCCUGCCCUUUUGGCAGCCUUUUUUUUUUAUCUCUGUGGAAAGGGUUCAGAGUUAGUGUAAACCCUUCCAAAGAUUGUGAAUGGGUGAGUGCACAUUUUUUAGGUAACCUCUUUUUGCAUGUUCCGAGAUCUGGGGGCUGCAGCACAUUUUAUCAGCAGUGUCCUUGUCGCAGACAUUUCACAUCAUGUUUGCCUUUUGUUCCAUUCAGUCCAAGAAAGACAAGCAUGUGCACUUUAUCUCCUGAUCUGCCAGUACAUAUGCACACACUCGAGAUAGCACUUCAUAGCCAUUAAGCAGACAUAUAAACUAAAGAAUGUUAGUCUGUGUUAUGCAUUUAAAAAAUAUUGACAUGUUUUUUUCCCCAUCAAGUCACGACCAGAGUGAGCCAAAUUAGGAGGCUGGGGUUUUGUUUAGUUGGCUUGGUUUUCAUUAAACGAAAAAACAUGCAUUGGACAAUCAAAGUCUCAUGAGUUGUGUAGUCUCACCAAUAUUUUAAGAUAGGGAUUGCAUUAAAGUGCACACCAGUAAUAUCCACACCCGACCUUCCUGACUAGACUUAACAGUGACCACAGGUUCUUAGUUGCCCAGAUGUGGAUUUUAAAACAAACCAAUUAAAUACACACACACACACACACACACGGUUAUUAUUACCUAACUAGUCCUCCUCAUCUACUUCUGUUCUCUUAGGAUGUUUACUUUUAAUUUAGGAUUAUACUCCUGGUAAUAUUUCUGUGAGUCUUUAAUGUGAUUUCUCAGAAGGCUGGUUAUUGAUAUCACCAUUAUAUCAUUUCUACAAAACUACUCAAAAAUAAGACUUGCGUAUUGGGCAGAAUUCUGUGGACAGAAAGUUGAUGUUGCCCCACCUGUGGGGGUUUAAUAACCUUAUGUUAAGUGGUUUUCCCCCUUGGGAGUUCCAUAGUCCCAAGGAUGAAAGCACAGUGGGCGUAGAUAGCCGGUUUACUGGGCACCUCGGUGUCUCUGGUGGGUGGCAUACUACCUUCACUACCCCCCUCUCCAGCAGACGUGAAGCAAAACCCAAAGGUCGAUAUCUGGAAUGGAGGCGUGCGUUGUAUUCAAGGCAGACCUUUGCCUUAGUUGGAAGGAUCUGGCUGCUUUACAAAUAUUAGAGAAGUGCUUUGGGUCUCACUGGGAGAAGACGCAUCGUAGCUGCAGGCUAUGCCCAUUUUACUAUCAUUGGACAAUAGGAUGUCACUGGUGAGAGGACCUGUUCCUAUACCUGCAGUUGCUUGUGGGGAGACUAGGGUCCUAAGAAACCACAGUUCCUAGCCCAAGAAUCCAUAGAAGGAGGUAGCUAGUGGCAGAGUUGGGAUUUUUCGGAUUCUAAGUUGAGUUCUCUAGCCUCUAGCAUUACUAAAAAAUAGAUUAGAAGGGUUUCAUCUCUUUACCAUGUUGACUUUUACUUACUUAAUUAAUCAGUCUUAAAAUAUGAAAAUAUGUUUUAAUGAGUUUUAGAGCUAGAUCUUUCUCUUGGAUUGAGACAAAAAAAUAAAAUCUGAAGGGAAAGAGUAUGAUUGAACUAUUCGUUCUCCUGAACACCUCGCCUUUCAUGAUGCAAUAAAUUACCCUGAGUUUCUUGGCAGAACUUUUGACAGCUGUUGCUUUGAAUGGAUUCCAUUCCUGUAUUCCUUGUGGGAGUUUGUUUUUAAAAUAGACUACUGUGAUUGAAAUGAUCUCAAUAUGUAGUAAGUUAUAGUUUUCUUCAGUAUAUAUUGGGUUACUUGGGUUGCAGGUAUUCAAUUUCAGCAUAGUUUAGGGUGAGUAAUCAAAAACAUGAAUUUUUCUUUGAUUUCCUAGUAAUGUCUGAACUAUCAUAAAGCAUUCUCUUCAUCUGCGACCUGAUUCUAGUCUGUUUCUAAAUGAUUUGUCUCUUUCUUAAAUGAACUCACAACCAUGAUAAUGAUAGAUGUGUACUCAGAAGAUCAAUAAGAAAAUAAUCUGGAAUGGAUGUUUUUCUUGCAAUUAAGACAGGCAUUUGCAAAUGUAGUAGUUGGAAAGAUCUCAGUUUCAGUGUAACACCUUAGAGCUAAAAACAUUUGUUCUACACAAAUUAGAAUCACACCUCCUGACAAGAUAUCACCAAGGGGAUGUGAUUUUUUAAAUAUUUUUAAAAGAAUUAGAAGUAUCAUAGCAACCAGAUCUUCCCAUAUUACUGACAAGUAGGGCUCUGUUGUGGUUUGAACAUUAUCUGUGUGAACAUAGUGGAAUUUUAGUUGCGAGGUCUUUUUCUCUUCUAGUUUAUAUAGAAUGCUAGUAACUUUGGUUUCUGUUUCCAACUGGUUUACUCUGUUUCAAGUGUCCUCUUUUAAGACUGAUUUCAAAGGCUCACUUGAAUCGACACUUUAGUUACGGGUGCUUUGUUGGUUCUUUGCCUCAUGACUCAGUGUGGGUGAUGUUCCUGGUAAGAGGUGGGGCUGUAGGCUUUGGGAGUCCCGAGGUGGCGUAUCUUGCUUCCCCUCUGGCUAAGGCUAAGAGAGACUGCCCACCAAUGUCAACAGCUCAGCCAUUGGUGGCAGUUUCUGUGAGCCUUACUCUCCGAGCCACCCAGCUUUGCUUGGUUGCGGUGAGAAAUGCAGCUAGAUGACCCUCCCGAGAGCAACUGGAAGAACAGCAGUCAUGGAGGGCCAGGCUUUAAAAGCAACACAAGCAGAUUCUUAGCUGCUUCCCCCACCACCCUACAAAGUAGGCUUUCAAAGGUCGCCUUACCAAGCGUUCCCCGAAACAGCCAGUCCGUUACUGUGAACAAGACAUCCCAGAUGCACGGUUGCUUUUAGGCUUGUCCAGUUAUUUUCUACGCUUACGAACACGUGGUGAUAAAGGAACCUUUCCAAAAGGCAUUACAGGGUCUUGAUUGACAGGACUUGUUCUAGUUACAGAAGCCUUGCUCUGCUUUCAACACUUGGGCAGUGUUUAUUUUCUGUUUUGUGGGUUCUCCUGUCUUGCUCUAAGCUAAAUUCACGACCGUGGGAGGUUGGAGAAAGUGGUUUAUAAUCCUGAAGACCAGAGGACCCUGGGCUGCCGGAAGAGGGCUUGAAUCGGAACUUGAGGGCUGCAGUAGGGAAACUUCUGGUCCCAGUUCCAUCGUGAAGCAGUCUUUUGGGCAACAGGACUGGGUCCGAAAGCUCCUUCAGGGAGCUUGGCCUUGGGAACGGAACAGGUCAUGCAGUUGUAUGGAGAUUGGAUCCACUGAGUUGUGUUGUUUCUGUUGUUUUAAGACAACUUGAGUGAGGGCUUCAACUGCAGCCGGGUGGGAAGCGGGUGUGCCCUUUUCUUUAGCACUGCCAUUCCCUCUGUCUUCAGCACAAAUACAACGUUCCAGUGAGCGAGAGAUGGGAGGAACCAUCUUAGUCUUCGUAGCCGUGGGCCCGGAGAGAUAAUGAGCUGACUGAUGGUCUAUUUUAACCUUGAAAGUAAAAAUGUGUAUUUUUUCACUACAGGUACAUUGAACAGUAAAAUGAGUAGCAGCAAAGUAUAUAUUUGAUGCCUUCUGUCUUUUCAUGAUAAUUUACUCAGCCAGAGUCUCAUUCAUUUGCUAAGCAUUGGGAACUCUAUGUAUAUUGAUCUUAGACAUAAAUAAAUAUAGGGUGUCCUAUAUUUGGAUUGUGACUUGUAGACUCAAGCUAACCUUACUGCCUCUCUUUCACACUUGUUGGAAAGUCUGUGGAGAACAUAGUAGGUCAAGAAUCUCCAACCUUGAAAAAUGUACAUGCUGUGAAACUGGGGUGCUGUGUUACAAAAUAAAUGUGUGAUAACUAAGUGUG